AACGCCUUGUUUGUUGAGGGGACUGGAAUGACUGCUGUGGAGGAGGUCGGAUUGUUGUACGCGGUCCUCCCCCGCGCUCCGAGGGUCGGAUAUUUCCGUCCGUUUGCUGAGGGCGAGAACGACCGCAGCAUUUCUUUGAUGCGAUCCAUCUUUCGUCUGGAUGAUUCUCCUGAAGUCAUGCAAGGAAUCACGGUGGCAGAAGCCACCAAGCUGCUCUCACAUGGGCAAGAGAAAGAGCUCUUUGAUCAGAUCCUGAGCAAGUACGUCGAAUACAGGAAAGGGAAGGACUUUGUCUUGGUCAGUUGCGGUCGUUUGGAGAAUGACAGCCAUUUCUGGUCGCAGAAAAUGGCAGCAGCACUCAACCUGCCUGUCCUUCUCAUCUCAGAUGUGGGGCAUGAAUCGGACUUGGCCAUCAUCAAGGGAGGGCUCGAGUCCAGCAACGUGAAGAUUGCGGGAGUUCUGAUGAGCGGCCUGCCGCCGGGCAACGAGUAUGCGGAGACUGCCAACGAAUGCAAGGAGGCCAUCGAACAGCUGGGCUUGAGGUCGGUCGGAAUGCUUCCAAAGUCAGCCAUCAUCCACCAGGUGACCAUGGCGGAGGUGGUGGACGCCCUGGGAGCGAAGGUGUUCUUCGGUGAGGAGAGCCUCGAUCGCUCCAUCGUCAAGGACAUCACGGUGGCUACGUUGGACAUGAACCGCAUGCUCCAUCGCCUGCGAGUUCAUCCGGGAACGUUGGUGAUCGUCCAUUCCGGACGCGCUGACGUUCUCCUCUCCCUUGUCCUCGCUGCUCGCUCCAGCAACUAUCCUCGUCCUGCGGGCAUCCUCCUGACCGGAUCGAGGAAUCUUGAUCCCGACGUUGACGACAUUCUGUGCGGUCUCAACGGCAUCGCCAUGCCUGUCAUCGGCGUGGAGGAAGACACGUUUGCCUGCACCACCACCCUCCUGAAGCACCGGCCCGUGCUCCUCCCCAGCAGCACGACCAAGAUCGAAGCAGCUCAGGUUCUCUUCCAGAAGCACAUCGACCCCAAGUUUCUCAACCAGCUGGUGGCGACCAACGCAGAUGACUAUGUGGUCACCCCCAAGCUCUUCCAGCACAACAUCUUCUCUGCCGCUCGUACCGAUAAGCAGAGAAUCGUCCUGCCGGAGGGAGACGAUCCCCGAGUGCUGGCAGCAGCUGGAGAGCUGCUGGCAAGGAACCUCUGCGAGGUGACGAUCUUGGGCAAGGAAGACUUGAUCCAGAACAAGGCGAAGAGAAACCACGUGUCGCUCAAGGGCGCUAAGAUUGUCGACCCCGAGACCGAGACGACCGAAGAGAUGGUCGAUGCGCUUUACAACGCCAGGAAGUCCAAGGGAAUGACCAAGGAGCUGGCGAGGGACAUGCUGCAGGGAGAGCCCAACUGGUUCGGCACCAUGAUGAUGUACCUGGAUCAAGCCGACGGCAUGGUCAGCGGCGCAUGCCACAGCACGGCAGCGACCAUGAGGCCAGCGCUGCAGGUGAUCAAGAUGGCGCCGGGCUUUUCGCUCGUCAGCUCCGUCUUUUUCAUGCUCCUCCCCGGCAGGGUCCUCGUCUUCGGCGACUGCGCCAUCAACGUUGACCCCACGGCUGACGAGCUCGCAGAAAUCGCAGUCGCCAGCGCUCAUACCGCGCGAGCCUUUGGCAUCCUCCCGCGCGUUGCCAUGCUCUCCUACGCCACCGGCGACUCCAACCAGGGCCCGAUGAUCGACAAGGUCAGGGAGGCGACUAAGAAGGCUCGGCUGCUCGCCCCCAACGAGCUCAUCGAGGGCCCCAUUCAGUUCGAUGCUGCUGUUGACCCAGCGGUAGCAGCGGUGAAGUACAAGGGGCAAGACAGCCCGGUAGCUGGCAAGGCAACUGUCCUCGUCUUCCCCGACCUCAACGCAGGCAACAACGCGUACAAGGCUGUGCAACAAGCGUCUAAGUCCAUUGCCGUCGGACCCAUCAUGCAGGGUCUCCGCAAGCCCGUCAACGAUCUCAGCAGAGGAUGCACCAUCGACGACAUCGUCAACACCGUCGUUGUCACAUGCCUGCAGAGCAAGGCCAGCAAGGAACUGGCCAAGAAGUGAGAGCCCAGCAGGCUCCGAGCAGAACGAGCCGACGAGGUUGUUCAGCUGGGAAUUGACAGGGAAGCCUUCACAGCACGAGGGUUUGACAAGUUUGAGGGUUUUAGCUGGGGUGUGAAAGAAUAAACGAGUCAGCUGG
Messenger RNA from Guillardia theta CCMP2712, 2215 nucleotides. RefSeq lists its product as hypothetical. The transcript has 2 exons. Gene Ontology annotation, molecular function: phosphate acetyltransferase activity. Lineage: Eukaryota; Cryptophyceae; Pyrenomonadales; Geminigeraceae. The record is from RefSeq and is a predicted model, not a curated record. The coding region runs from base 28 to 2079 and encodes 683 amino acids.